Molecule: messenger RNA, 1307 nt
Organism: Poecilia reticulata (guppy)
Lineage: Eukaryota; Metazoa; Chordata; Actinopteri; Cyprinodontiformes; Poeciliidae
Product: myelin and lymphocyte protein-like
Biological process (GO): myelination
Cellular component (GO): membrane
Molecular function (GO): structural constituent of myelin sheath
Source: RefSeq, a predicted model, not a curated record
AUUCCGGUUUUUCCAGUCGGCUCCUUCUGGUUUAAAGCCAGGCAGGUCUGAAUCCUCCUCAGUCUCUCUUCAGCUUCAGCUUCAGCAGCAGCAGAUCCGCGGAAAUGGCUUCCAACACUGUAACGAUGGGCCACCUGCCCAACGGCGUGGGGGUUUGCACCACCAUUCCGGACAUCCUCUACGUGCCUGAACUGAUCUUUGGAGGCCUGGUGUGGAUCCUGGUGGCGUGCACCUACGUGGUACCGCAGAACCCUCAGGCCUGGGUCAUGUUUGUCUCAGUCUUCUGCUUCGUCAUGACCUUCGUCUGGUUGGUGGUGUUCGCCUGCGGUUCCCACGGCAACUCCAGUGGCUGGGCAGCUGCAGACUUUAUCUAUCAUCUCAUUGCCGUCGUCUUCUACCUCAGCGCCUCAGUUGCUCUGGCUAAAGUCACCAUGGACUACAAAUCCGAUCCCCUCACUAAAGUCUACAAGCUGGAUAUCUCUGCGGUUGUUUUCUCGUUUGUAGCAACUCUGCUCUACUUCGUCCAUACGAUACUGUCGGCUAUUCGAUGGAAAUCUUUCUAAACUCCUGACGCAACGUCAGGAGAUGUGAAAGGACAGAACUGACUUUUUAAUCGCUGAACAUGAAACUGUGGCCUGCUGAGAUGAUGGGAACGCUGGGAGUGAUGGAGGCCGCCAGUUUACAGUUUCUGUAUGGAAGCUUUGAAGCUGCAUCUGGUUUAUUGCAGCUUCUCAGCUUGAAGACGAACAACUUGAGCGCUCAGCUGACCCAGAUGGCUGGUUCCACAGUUACUUUGAUGUGACCAUUACUGUAACCCAAUUUGUUAAAAAUAUUUACUUAAAAAAAAUUUCCAAAAUAUUUUAAACUUUUGGUAAAAGUUCCCUAAUAGUCAGGUCAAAGUCAUACUAUGAUUCAAUUAUGAGACUUUUUUUAGAAAUAUGAGUACAUUAACUUGCUUAGUAACUUUUACCUCACUAAUAUGUUAAAUAUAAGGUUUAAUUUCUACCAGAUAGUGCUUUUUACUGCCUAACAUGUCAAUUAAAAAUUCAUAUAUUUACGUUUUCACUCAUUUUCUCUAACUAAAACAUGAUAAUUUGAGGAUUUUUUAUGGUAAUAAAGUGCUGUAGUUUGUUUUUUUUAGUAUUUUUUAUAUGCAUACUGUUAUAGCACUUUUCAAUAUAACCUUUAAAAUGAUGUAAAUCUGGUGCAUAUUAUAGUAUAGUAUGGUGACCUUGGGGUUUUUUUUGUUGAUUUUUUUGUAACUUAAAAUUAUAGAGCUCAUUUAAAAUAAAACUUUUAUUUUGAGA